AUGCUACCCCCUCCCCCCGGUACGUUUAAUAAUCGCGUGGCUUUGAUUACUGGCGGCGGCACGCGUACGGGUCUUGGCAAAGCAAUGGCUACAACCGUCUCUCACUUGGGCGCAACUGUAGCACUUCUCAGCAGGAAAUUAGAUGUCUUGCAAAAGACAGCUGAAGAAAUUUCAAGUGAAACAGGAAACAAGGUGCUGGCCCUUCAGGCUGAUGUUGGUAAUCCUGAUGCGGUUAAGUCUGCAAUUGAUACUUGUGUUUCUGAUGUCGGCUUGCCAAGCAUUGUUAUCAAUAACGCUGCUGGAAAUUUUAUCUCGCCUACACAACUCUCUGCAAAUGCUUUCAAAACUAUUGUUGACAUUGUACUGCUUGGUACAGCAAAUGUCGUACUGGAUGUUGGGAAACGACUCAUUAACAGUAGACAAGCGAGAAGAGAGUUUGCAUGGAACUAAAGGAGACGCUAAUGUCAAAGACUUAGUCAAACUCUGAAAUUUUGGUCAACUCUGAAUAACGGAUAGUUAAGACAUACAAACAGAAAUAGAUAUGUCUAGUGUCAGCAAUUUUGUUUUGAAAAGAAUGAUAAGUACUUAGUUGAUUAUUUGAAAUCAUAUGAUUAUUAUCAAUUGAAAUCAAGUAGAA
Messenger RNA from Corticium candelabrum, 637 nucleotides. RefSeq names its product 2,4-dienoyl-CoA reductase [(3E)-enoyl-CoA-producing], mitochondrial-like. Gene Ontology annotation, cellular component: mitochondrion. Gene Ontology annotation, molecular function: 2,4-dienoyl-CoA reductase (NADPH) activity. Bases 1 to 450 code for a protein of 149 amino acids. Gene Ontology annotation, biological process: fatty acid beta-oxidation. NCBI's taxonomy places the organism in Eukaryota, Metazoa, Porifera, Homoscleromorpha, Homosclerophorida, Plakinidae. The record is from RefSeq and is a predicted model, not a curated record. The transcript has 4 exons.